Molecule: messenger RNA, 2670 nt
Organism: Schistocerca americana (American grasshopper)
Lineage: Eukaryota; Metazoa; Arthropoda; Insecta; Orthoptera; Acrididae
Gene: eIF2D
Product: eukaryotic translation initiation factor 2D
Exons: 6
Coding region: 207-1955 (582 amino acids)
Biological process (GO): formation of translation preinitiation complex; translational initiation
Molecular function (GO): RNA binding; translation initiation factor activity
Source: RefSeq, a predicted model, not a curated record
UCUCUAAUAUACAUAAGACUCGUAGAAGGUAUUACGGUAUAAAGCACUGACGAUAUUCCACAUCGACACGGAAAAGCAUUUUAUUACAAAAUCAAAGAGACAUCUUUACUACACACAGGCGGGUGUAUCUAAACAGUGUAAUAACUGAGGUGUGAGAACAGCAAUCGGCGACACAAAAUUACAUACUUACCGUUGCAUAAAGUGAGAUGACGCUGUUUAGUAAAAAUUUUAAAGUGAAAACAAACUCUCAACUUAAAGGAUCAGAAAGAAAAAAGCUACGAUUUGAGAUCUUGAAAAAUUUUCCACAGUUGAAGGAGGAAGAUGUCUUAUCUAUAAUACCAAAUAAGGAGGCAGCAUCUGUUGUGAAAGUCUUCACGCACUCAAAGGAUUUAGUCAUGGUUUACUUUGCUGUAAAUAAUCCAAUUGUAUUUGAAUAUGAAGGUGUUCUUUUCCCAACAGUAUAUUUACUGUGGCAAUUUCCAGAACUUCUGUACUGUUUCACAACAUGGCCACAGGUGUUCCCAAAACUGGCUGGUGGAGCUGACCUCAUGUUACCUGGUGUGAUUUUGCAAGGUGAAUACAAUGCAAAGUCAUAUGGCAACUUGCAGAAAGGAGAAAGAGUUGCUAUUAACACAACAACCAACCUUGCUCCAGUUGCUGUUGGUAUGACAUAUCUCUCAAGCACAGACAUGUUUCUUUGUGGCAAGAGAGGAAAAGCAGUGCGCGUUCUGCAUUUUCUGGGGGAUGACUUGUGGGCCCAAGGUACAAAAACAGCAGUUCCAAAUUUGGGACCUCCCAGUGGAUUUGCAUGUGAAAAAGAGGAAGAAGAACAUGAUUCUUUGCAAAAAGAUAAUUUGGUGUCACAGAUUAGUGAAAUUGUCAUAGACUCACCAAAGCCUGAAUCCUCAUGUACUUCUGAAACAGAAAAGGCAGAUGAGGAAUUUUCUAUAACAAAUACAAAUACCCUCACAGAUGAAGUUUGUGAAGAAACUUCUGAACAGUCGGAAAAAGAUAGCGAUGAAAAGGAACUUAUGGACGAGCUGAUAAUGUACUGUUUUCUUAAAGCAUUGAAAACGACAGCAAAGAAAGCAGAGUACCCAAUGCUGGCAAGCACAUUUUGUAAGCAGCAUUUAUUACCUGCCUGCCCUCCUGGUAGGACACUUGAUGUCAAAAAAACGAGCUACAAGAAACUGUCAAAGUUUUUGGUUGAAAUGGACGCAAUCAAUAUAAUCAAAGUUAAGGAACUUACCAAAGGUGUCCAACGAAUUAUGAGCAUUGAUCUUAGCCACCCAAGAUUUAGGGAAUUUGUGUAUGCUGAAGAAGAUAACUGCACAUCCCAGCCAGAAACUAAAGAUCAAGGUUGCAAAGGAAGCCCAGAAAUAAAAGAGAUGUAUGUGGUGACUGCUGCUGUCCUACCUUUGUUUAGGCAUUUUGGAUAUGUGAAAGGCACAAGUUUACCUGUCAGCCUUCUGAGAAAACACAUAACUGAUUAUGUUAAGGAGGAAAACUUGCAGAGUACCUCAGAUCGAAGGAUGGUAAAUUUGGAUGCUACUCUUAGAAAGGUUACUAAUACAAAUGAUGACACAUUGGCACUAAAUUGGGAAGAAUUGAUUACGAAAACAAUGUCUCGGAUGACACACUCCUACCAGUGUACAAUCUCUGGUAAAGCUCCUGUUGUCAAUAAAGGAAAACUUGAACCUAUAACCAUCCACGUUGCAAAACGCACAGGCAAUAAGAAGGUUACAUUGAUAGACAAUCUGGAAUUAUAUGGUGUGGUUAUGCAAGACUUUUCUCGUGAAUGUCAACAUGGCGUGGCUGCCAGCACAAGCAUAAGCUCAGUUCCUGGGAAGAAAAGUCAGCAGCUGAUGGUGCAGGGUGACCAAACGAUUUUUGUUGAAAAACUUUUGAGGACAAAAUAUGAAAUACCAAAGAGAUAUAUACUGGCUGGAAACUGAAGAAGCUAAACGGGUUGUCAUAUAAUGAGGCAACAUGGUAGGCUUGAAGCUACAGGUGACAGGAGUGGUGAAAUGAAGGCUGAUAUUUUCAUUUGAAGAUUUUAAAAUGCCCCUUUUGAAGAUUCACUGCAAUGAGGUGUUAAAUCCUAACAAAAAAUGUACUUCUGGUACUAGUUGAAUAAACAUACAAAUAUCUGUGAGUGUACUGUGAGAUCCUUAACUAGCGGAAUUGUGAUGAAAGGGAACCUUUUGACAUUCAUUCAUUGCAUGUACUUUCAAAGGGAAUGAUGUAUGUACAGCUGCUUUCCAGAAUCAGCUCAAGCAGCAUUCUGCGCGCAUUCAUGGUCUUGGCUCCUUCAUGAUUACAUGCAGAUUAAUGAUGCUUUCCCUAAGACGAAAGUACAGAAGCAGUCAUUCUGCACAAAGCAUGAAGAUACAAUAAGAUAGCCCUGAAAAUUGCUGCAGUCACAUAUGUACACAGAAGUUUACAUGAGUAGACACGGAGUAUCAUAAUUCCAUGUAUUAAGGAUCUCAAAUUGUAUGGGUUUAGUAGGUUUUCAUAUUUUAAUUGCUCGGCUUCUUAUGUUAAUAUGACUGUGGACAUAAUGUGUUAAUUAUACCUUCUUUUACAUUUUUUAUGUAUUUUUAUGAUGCUGGGUAAUAUUUGUUGCUGUAAAAAGUUCCUGGUAUUAAAAAAAUAAACAUUUUUUGCGUA